AAACUUCUCGCCACGGCGCAGCAGAUGCUCCAGGACAGCAAGACAAAAAUAGAAGUUAUAAGGAUGCAGAUUCUUCAGGCAGUCCAGACCAAUGAACUGGCUUUUGAUAAUGCAAAACCUGUGAUAAGCCCUCUUGAACUCCGAAUGGAAGAAUUGCGGCAUCAUUUUAGGAUAGAGUAUGCUGUAGCAGAAGGUGCAAAAAAUGUGAUGAAAUUACUUGGAUCGGGGAAAGUUACCGACAGAAAGGCACUUUCAGAAGCGCAAGCAAGAUUUAACGAAUCAAGCCAGAAGCUGGACCUCUUGAAGUAUUCACUGGAACAGAGAUUGAAUGAACUUCCUAAAAACCAUCCCAAAAGCAGUAUUAUUAUAGAGGAGCUGUCGUUGGUUUCUUCACCCACAUUAAGUCCUCGUCAAAGUGUAAUAUCUACUCAAAACCAGUAUAGUACACUGUCCAAACCAGCAGCUUUAACAGGUACUCUGGAAGUUAGGCUAAUGGGCUGCCAAGAUAUUUUAGAGAAUGUUCCUGGUCGAUCAAAAGCCACAUCGAUUACAUUACCCGGUUGGAGUCCAAAUGAAGCCAGAUCAUCUUUCAUGAGCAGAACCAGUAAAAGUAAAAGCGGGAGCAGUAGAAACCUUCUGAAAACUGAUGACUUGUCCAAUGAAGUCUGUGCCGUACUGAAGCUGGAUAACACUGUGGUGGGUCAAACUAGCUGGAAACCCAUUUCCAAUCAGUCGUGGGAUCAGAAGUUUACACUGGAACUAGACAGGUCACGUGAACUAGAAAUCUCCGUUUACUGGCGUGACUGGAGAUCUCUGUGUGCAGUGAAGUUUCUGAGGUUGGAAGAUUUCCUGGAUAACCAGCGACAUGGCAUGUGUCUCUAUCUUGAACCCCAGGGCACUCUGUUUGCAGAGGUUACGUUUUUUAAUCCAGUUAUUGAAAGAAGACCAAAACUCCAGAGGCAGAAGAAAAUCUUUUCAAAACAGCAAGGCAAAACGUUUCUCAGAGCUCCUCAGAUGAAUAUUAACAUUGCCACUUGGGGAAGGCUGGUAAGAAGAGCUAUCCCUACAGUCAAUCACUCUGGCACCUUCAGCCCUCAAGCAGCAGUGCCUGCUGCCAUGCCAGUGGUUGAUGCACACAUUUCUGAACUGACACUGCCAGCCAGUGACUCCCCUGUAGCCAAAUUGGACUUUGAACUUGAGCCUGAGCCUCCACCUGCUCCACCCCGUGCGUCGUCCCUUGGGGAAAUAUGUGAAUCUUCCUCCGAGGUCAAGUCUCCUGACGUGCCAUCUCAGGAUGAAGUAACAGCUUUUGAUUUUGAAAAUGGCAGAAACAAUAUUGUCCCUAAACUCCAGCCUGAAAUAAUCUGUGAGCCUGAUGCUCCUCGUUCAGACAUCAAAUACACCAACACCCGAGAGCCUGAAGACAGAAGAUCACAACAAAGAUUUCAGUUCAGCCUGAAGGAUUUCAGAUGUUGCGCUGUACUGGGCAGAGGACAUUUUGGAAAGGUGCUGCUGGCAGAGUACAAAAACACAAACGAGAUGUUUGCUAUUAAAGCCUUAAAGAAAGGAGAUAUUGUCGCUCGUGAUGAAGUAGACAGCUUGAUGUGUGAAAAGCGAAUAUUUGAAACUGUGAAUAGUGUCAGACACCCCUUCCUGGUGAACCUCUUCGCUUGCUUCCAAACCAAAGAUCACGUUUGCUUUGUAAUGGAAUACGCUGCUGGCGGGGACCUGAUGAUGCACAUCCACACUGAUGUCUUCUCUGAACCCAGGGCAGUAUUCUAUGCUGCGUGCGUGGUUCUUGGACUCCAGUAUUUACAUGAACACAAAAUCGUGUACAGAGAUUUGAAGUUGGAUAACUUACUCCUGGACACAGAAGGUUUUGUGAAGAUUGCUGACUUUGGUCUUUGCAAAGAAGGAAUGGGAUUUGGAGACAGAACCAGCACGUUCUGCGGCACACCGGAAUUUCUUGCUCCAGAGGUGCUGACAGAAACCUCCUAUACACGAGCUGUGGACUGGUGGGGGCUUGGUGUACUUAUCUAUGAGAUGCUAGUGGGUGAGUCUCCCUUCCCUGGAGAUGACGAAGAAGAGGUGUUUGACAGUAUUGUAAAUGAUGAAGUAAGAUACCCACGAUUUCUGUCUACAGAAGCCAUCUCUAUAAUGAGACGGCUGCUACGAAGGAAUCCAGAGCGGCGUCUGGGAGCUGGAGAGAAAGAUGCUGAGGACGUGAAGAAGCAUCACUUCUUCAGGCUAAUAGAUUGGAAUGCUUUACUGGCCAAGAAGGUGAAGCCUCCUUUUGUACCCACCAUUAGAGGCCGAGAAGACGUCAGUAAUUUUGAUGACGAAUUUACCUCCGAAGCACCUAUCCUCACUCCACCUCGGGAACCGCGGAUACUGUCGGAAGAAGAGCAGGAAAUGUUCAGAGAUUUUGAUUACAUUGCUGAUUGGUGUUAA
Mesitornis unicolor (brown roatelo) is the source of this 2451-nucleotide messenger RNA. RefSeq names its product protein kinase N2 (gene PKN2). The record is from RefSeq and is a predicted model, not a curated record. NCBI's taxonomy places the organism in Eukaryota, Metazoa, Chordata, Aves, Mesitornithiformes, Mesitornithidae. Gene Ontology annotation, biological process: signal transduction; protein phosphorylation. The coding region runs from base 25 to 2451 and encodes 808 amino acids. Gene Ontology annotation, molecular function: protein serine/threonine kinase activity; ATP binding. The transcript is spliced from 19 exons.